This is a messenger RNA of Malania oleifera, 2138 nucleotides long. Its product is annotated as RNA demethylase ALKBH9B. The record is from RefSeq and is a predicted model, not a curated record. Gene Ontology annotation, biological process: mRNA catabolic process. The coding region runs from base 94 to 1650 and encodes 518 amino acids. Gene Ontology annotation, molecular function: demethylase activity; mRNA binding. NCBI's taxonomy places the organism in Eukaryota, Viridiplantae, Streptophyta, Magnoliopsida, Santalales, Ximeniaceae. The transcript has 6 exons.
AUAUUUUUGCCACCACAAGGUUUUGUAUUUGUGUAUUUCCAUAUUUCCCCUUUCCAACGCCUCUCUCUCUCUCUCUCUCUCUCUCUCUCUCUCAUGCAUUCCAUACAUUUGUCUAGCCAAUUGUUUCUAUCAUCUAUGUCGACUCAUUCCAGGGAGAGAGGAAGAGCAGACAUGAGUGAUCUGCGAGCUUGGGCCGGCGACUCGUUUCUUCUGGAUUACCAGCCCUCCGAACUUCGAAUCGCGUCGGAGUUCCUCACUAAUUGGCUGCCUUUUCUCUCCAGAGAUCUCUGCCACUCCUGCACUCGCGUUCUCUCCGAUCGCAUCCGCUCUCUCGCUCCAGAAAUUGAAGGCGAUGCAGAACCCACUCACUCGGCCCCAUCUACCCCAAUUAACGUGGAAGUGCCUGAUCAUGAUGACAGUUCUGAUGCACAUUCACUGGGAAGCUGGAAAGGUGGUGCAGAGGAAAUAAAUAUUCUGGACACCUGGAAACAUGGUGUGAACGGGUGUUCUGAUCCUGUUACAAAUGCAUCCACAAGUGAAACAUCUAGUGAGCCCGCAUCUGGUGAAUCUUCAAGAGUGCGAAUGUCUUGGGCAGACAUGGCACAGGAAGAUGAUGAGCUGGAGGAGGAACAAGAAGUGAACAAGCAGUUGGCCGGGUCAAAUUCUUUGAGAGAAGAGGUGGGAGGGGUAGCGAAGGCUCAACAGAAGACACAAUUGUCAAGGGAUCAGAGAGAAUAUAUUCGGUUUAUGAAUGUCAUUAGGAAGAAGGAUUUUAUUUGUUUGGAGAGAUUUAAAGGGAAAAUUGUUAACAUUCUUGAUGGACUAGAGCUCCACUCUGGUAUUUUUAGUGCUGCAGAACAGAAGAGGAUUGUUGACUAUAUCUAUGAACUUCAGGAAAUGGGAAAGAAUGGUAAACUAAAAUCGCGCACAUAUGCUGCACCUCAAAAGUGGAUGAGGGGAAAGGGACGUGUGACUAUUCAGUUUGGUUGCUGUUACAAUUAUGCCACUGAUAAAAACGGGAACCCACCAGGUAUCCUCCAGACUGAAAUUGUAGAUCCUUUACCUAAUCUUUUCAAGGUUAUCAUUAGAAGACUGGUCAGAUGGCAUGUUCUUCCCCCAUCCUGUGUGCCUGACAGUUGUAUUGUCAACAUCUAUGAGGAAGGGGAUUGUAUACCUCCUCACAUCGACAAUCAUGAUUUUGUUCGGCCCUUUUGUACCGUGUCGUUUCUCAGCGAGUGCAACAUAGUUUUUGGAACAAACUUAAAGGCUGUGGCUGCUGGUGAAUUUACUGGUUCCUUUCCAAUUUCUCUGCCUGUGGGAUCUGUUCUUGUCUUAAAUGGUAAUGGUGCUGACGUGGCUAAGCAUUGUGUGCCAGCAGUGCCUGCAAAAAGGAUAUCAAUCACAUUCAGGAAAAUGGAUGAAUCCAAAAGGCCAGUUGGGUUUGUUCCUGAACCUGAUUUGCAGGGACUUCAACCGCUGUCCUAUGAAGAAAACAAAUCAAGGAGGCCAAAUCCUCCAAAUUCUCCCCGCCGUGGGAACAGGCGUGCAGCAGGCAGAAGGGAGCGUAAUGCAGAAGAAGUAAGGCGAAUUGUCGAGAGUCGAAGCCGACGAGGACCUCCAAGGCAGAGGAUCAGGGUGAAUUUGGGAUAAUGCUCUGACUUGUGCAAGCGCAAUCAUUGUUAAAGUCAUUUUCAGCACCGGAUCUCUUACUACUGGUUGGUUGAUCAAGUGCUGCGGUUUCCUACUGGGGAAUGAGCGUGCUUGAAAAAGCUGUGGAAAGAUGAAGUUCCAACUCCGCCUGUAGUCUAGUUUAGAAUUGAGGGUUACCCAUUAAUAUUUUAGUUUGGCUGAGUUCAAAAUGUCCAAGGAGAUGGACAAUUUGAGGAAGAGUUGGGCAGGUUGGCCAGAGUGGUAUAUAUAGGUAUGGACAAUUUUCAGGUGUUUCCCUUCGGCAUUGAGAUGGUAGGAAGAACUAGGAAGUCCAAUAUUUUCCUAUUUUUCCUUUCUUUUUUAAGGUUGUGAUGUUGGCACUUGUAUGAGUGCAUAUAUGAUUUUCUAUUGGUUUGUCAUGAGCUGUGAUUGUAAAAAAGACCGAUCUUGAAUUUGAAUUUGAAUUUGUAUGAUUUAGUUUGUGUAAA